AUUAGAUCCACCUGCUCAAAACGAAAGCUGUUUUUCAUCAACCUUUUUCUCAGUACUAUAUAACAGUUGCUAAAAAAAGUAAAAAACAUCCAUGGAUCCUUCAGAAAAUAAUAAUCCUCAAUCUUUACCUUAUAUUACCAGUAACAAUCCUCUUCAAUUCACCAUUCACUUGCCCAAUUCAAACCCUAGUUCUACUCCCAAUUUCACUUCAAUUCCAAACCCUAACCCUAACCCUAACCCGAAUUCUGAUUCAAUAUCAGAUCAGCUUCUUUCGUUAUCAAUUCCAAGCAAAAGGAGAAGAGGUAGGCCUCGAAUUACGACGUCGUCUUUGGACCAGUUUAGCAAAACCCUUGUGGACAAUUCGAAUCUUGUGCGUAAUUUGACUGCUAGAACAGUUACUGCUUCUGAUGAGAUUAUUGUAAUUAACAAAGAGGCAACGACUGAGGCGUUAAUUGCUUUAACUGCUGGGUUUCCGGCUGACUCUUUGACUGACGAGGAAAUCGAGGCUGGGGUUGUUUCUGUAGUGGGUGGUAUCGAGCAGGUUAAUUACAUUCUAAUUAGAAACCAUAUAAUUACCAAAUGGCGCGAAAAUGUAUCGACUUGGAUAACGAAAGAGAUGUUUGUUGACGUUAUACCUAAGCAUUGUAGUGCUCUGCUGGAUUCUGCUUAUAACUAUGUGUUAUCACGUGGGUAUAUUAAUUUUGGAGUUGCUCCGGCCAUUAAGGAUAAGAUUCCAGCUGAGCGGAGUAAGCCUAGUGUGAUCAUUAUUGGGGCAGGACUUGCGGGGUUGGCUGCGGCGAGGCAGUUGAUGUUGUUUGGGUUUAAGGUUACAGUUUUGGAGGGAAGAAAGCGUGCGGGUGGAAGAGUGUACACUAAAAAGAUGGAAGGUGGGAAUAAGGUGGCUGCUGCUGAUCUAGGAGGGAGUGUGUUGACGGGUACGCUUGGGAACCCGCUAGGUCUUUUGGCACGGCAGCUCUCUUACAUACUUCACAAGGUCAGAGACAAAUGCCCUCUUUAUCGUGUCGAUGGGAAGCCAGUUGAUCAAGAUUUAGAUCACAAGGUGGAGGUAGCUUAUAACCUACUUUUGGAGAAGGCAAGCAAGCUCAGGCAGUUAAUGGGAGAAGUUUCUCAGGAUGUUUCUCUUGGAGCAGCAUUGGAGACUUUCCGUCAGGAUUAUGAGGAUUCCGUGAAUGAAGAGGAGAUGGGUUUGUUUAAUUGGCAUCUCGCAAAUCUGGAAUAUGCAAAUGCAGGUCUGAUUUCUAAGCUUUCCUUAGCAUUUUGGGACCAAGAUGACCCUUUUGACAUGGGAGGGGAUCAUUGCUUCCUGCCUGGAGGAAAUGGAAAAAUAGUUCAGGCAUUAGCCGAAAAUGUACCUAUUCUUUAUGAAAAAAUUGUGCAUACCAUUCGUUAUGGUAGUGAUGGAGUACAGGUUGCCGCUGGGGGCCAAGUAUUUGAAGGAGAUAUGGCACUGUGCACUGUUCCGCUUGGAGUUUUAAAAGGUGGUUCUAUGAAGUUCAUUCCAGAGUUGCCUCAGCGGAAGCUUGACGGAAUAAAAAGAUUGGGAUUUGGAUUGUUAAAUAAAGUUGCAAUGCUUUUCCCGUAUGUCUUCUGGGGCGCUGAUCUCGAUACCUUUGGACAUCUUACUGAUAAUUCUAGUAGCAGGGGUGAAUUCUUUCUGUUUUAUAGCUAUGCAACUGUUGCUGGUGGUCCCUUAUUGUUAGCUCUAGUUGCUGGAGAAGCUGCGCACAAGUUUGAGACCAUGCCCCCGACUGAUGCAGUGACAAAAGUUCUUCAAAUUCUAAAAGGUAUAUAUGAACCACAAGGAAUUGAAGUGCCAGAGCCCAUCCAAACUGUCUGUACAAGAUGGGGAAGUGAUCCUUUCAGCUUGGGUUCUUACUCUAAUGUUGCAGUCGGGGCAUCAGGAGAUGACUAUGAUAUUUUAGCAGAAAGUGUGGGCGAUGGCAGACUUUUCUUUGCUGGUGAGGCCACAAAUAGGCGAUAUCCAGCCACUAUGCACGGAGCUUUUCUUAGUGGGCUUAGAGAAGCUGCGAACAUUGCUCACCAUGCUAAGGUUAGAACCAUGAGUUUGAAGGUUGAGAAAAAACCAUCAAAGAGCGCUUAUUCUUAUGCUUGUGUUCUGGACGACUUAUUUAGGGAGCCAGACGUGGAAUUUGGUAGUUUUUCUAUAAUUUUUUCUAAAAAAAGUUCUGAUCUCGAGUCACCAGCUAUUUUGAGGGUAACUUUCAGUGGGCCCCAAGCACGGAAUCAUGAUGGGAUAAGGCCUGAUCGACAUCUUUCUAAUAAAUUACUCUUUCAGCAGCUUCAGUCCCAUUUUAAUAACCAGCAUGAGCUUCAUGUUUAUGCCUUGCUAACCAAGCAACAAGCCCUUGACCUCAGGGAGGUCAGAGGCGGUGACGAGAUGAGGCUGAAUUUCCUUUCUGAGAAGCUUGGGGUGAAACUGAUUGGAAGAAAAGGCUUGGGUCCAAAUAUUGAUUCUAUAAUUGCUUCAAUUAAGGCUGAUAGGGGAAAGCGCAAACCUGGGUCCAGAUCUCUUACGCUUAAAUCUGGUGUCACGAAGUCAAAAGGCACCACUCUCAAGCGAAAAAUAGUUAGAAAGGCUAAAGUUGUAAGCGGAGGCAAUCGAACCACCUCUUCCCCUGCUGCUAUCAGCAGGAUUAAAGCAGUUGGCAGCACCAGUACCGCGAACUCUCCAACAAAUGUAGAUUUGGAGCCUAAACCAGUUUGCACUAUUGGAUCUGUAGCUUCUCCAAGUUUGAAUAUUGGUGUAAAUGACAACAUGGGAUCAAAAUCAGUGGCCAGUAGUUCUGUGUAUGUACUUCCCAAUGCAAGCAUUGGUGAUAAGUUUGAGGGUAAUAGUGGUAGUUCUACCCCUCCAAUUUUGGAUGCUGGAGGAAACACAGGAAGCAAUGGUAAUGCGCCUAGUUAUCCCAGGAGUAUAUAUGAUGAUAGCACGAAUACAUGUGCUCCGCCUUCUAGUGGAAAUUCAGCUAGUUAGAAUACAUCGUGUAUAUUAUGGUAGCUGACACUUUGCUUUGCUCGCCCGUUAUGAGGUGUUAGGGAUUUGGAAACCGUGAUGCAACUGGCAAUUAGUUCCCCAAUUUGCCGUUCUAGUUGCCAAUUUCUUGGAGCAAUUCUAUGUUAUUAUCUCAAAGAGGGGAAUAUAUUGUUUUUAUAUGUAGGAGCAGUAGUACUUUACUAUAGAAAGAAAGCACUAGUGUAAAGAAAGUAGUUAGCUUUUGAAUCAGCCCAGAUAAUGGCUGUCUUACAGGUACAAGUCGUGUUACUGACUUUAUUGUCGCAUAAGUUUCUUCUCGCGAUAUCUCAAAUUGUUUAUAAGGCGUGUGGAUAAUAUUUAGUUGAAGUUGAAAUAAAAAAAAUUUAGUUAGAUAAUUGAAA
Molecule: messenger RNA, 3417 nt
Organism: Lycium barbarum (goji berry)
Lineage: Eukaryota; Viridiplantae; Streptophyta; Magnoliopsida; Solanales; Solanaceae
Product: protein FLOWERING LOCUS D
Exons: 6
Coding region: 92-3016 (974 amino acids)
Molecular function (GO): protein binding; oxidoreductase activity
Source: RefSeq, a predicted model, not a curated record